This is a messenger RNA of Anopheles maculipalpis, 612 nucleotides long. Its product is annotated as translocon-associated protein subunit gamma. Gene Ontology annotation, biological process: SRP-dependent cotranslational protein targeting to membrane. The coding region runs from base 30 to 587 and encodes 185 amino acids. The transcript is spliced from 3 exons. Gene Ontology annotation, cellular component: membrane; endoplasmic reticulum. The record is from RefSeq and is a predicted model, not a curated record. NCBI's taxonomy places the organism in Eukaryota, Metazoa, Arthropoda, Insecta, Diptera, Culicidae.
GUGUAGUUUCGCUGAAGUUAAGUUGCAAAAUGGUUGAGGAAACGAAAGACUCCGGCUUCACCAAGGAGGAAGAGCUGCUGCUGCAGGAUUUUAGCCGGAAUGUGAGCACCAAAUCGAACGUACUGUUUUACGGCAGUGCAUUCAUCGUUUCGGCGGUGCCCAUUUGGCUGUUCUGGAGGGUGCAUCAGAUGGACCUGCUCCCGUCGGUAGUGUUCUUUGUGAUCGUCACCGGACUGUGCACGUACCUGUUGGCCAUGGCUUAUCGUAACACCAAGUUCACGAUGAAGCACAAGAUUGCCAUCAAGCGGGAGGAUGCGGUAACGCGUGAAAUGACCGCCCAGCUGGCUGAUGACAAGAAGAUGAGCCGCAAGGAGAAGGACGAGCGGGUGCUGUGGAAGAAGAUUGAUGUAGCCGAAUACGAGGCAACCACUUUCUCGAUCUUCUACAACAAUGCACUCUUCCUGGCGGUGGUCAUUUUCGCCAGCUUCUACCUGCUCCGAUCGUUCACUCCGACCUUCAACUACAUCUUCUCGAUGGUCGGUGCCGGUGGACUGUUGGCACUGCUGUCGACCGGAAAGUCGACGUAAAUCGGAUUGCCUAUCCGAGCGCCGG